Racocetra persica is the source of this 166-nucleotide messenger RNA. NCBI's taxonomy places the organism in Eukaryota, Fungi, Glomeromycota, Glomeromycetes, Diversisporales, Gigasporaceae. The record is from the annotation of a GenBank genome assembly.
GCUCGGAAUCUUUUACAACAGAAGAAAGUGACAUCAACAGCUUUAGUCAAAGAUUGUUUUUCCCAAAUAACGGAACAUAAUUCUCAUUUGAAUGCAUUCAUAAAAGUGCAAAAUGAAAGCGUGGUAUUAGAAAAGGCUAAAGAAGCAGAUGAUAGAUUUAUUAAAG